This is a messenger RNA of Acipenser ruthenus (sterlet), 5814 nucleotides long. Its product is annotated as sphingosine 1-phosphate receptor 2-like. Lineage: Eukaryota; Metazoa; Chordata; Actinopteri; Acipenseriformes; Acipenseridae. The coding region runs from base 923 to 1984 and encodes 353 amino acids. The record is from RefSeq and is a predicted model, not a curated record. Gene Ontology annotation, molecular function: sphingosine-1-phosphate receptor activity. Gene Ontology annotation, biological process: sphingosine-1-phosphate receptor signaling pathway. Gene Ontology annotation, cellular component: membrane. The transcript has 3 exons.
ACGUUCAGCUUCCACCAAGGGAGCUGCUGGUGAAAGCAAAACAUCUGGAUUAGAUUUUCUGCCAGAAGAAAAAGAGCAAGACAAAGAAAGAGAGAAGGAAAGACGUUUUCAUUGGCUGUAGUAGUAACACACAUCGAAGGGGGAGCGGUUUUAAAUACAACAAGGUUUUCAUACGCCUGGUGGAAAAAUGCGUUAAUACUCCACAACUCAGAGAGGCGGGUUCCGUGUGUGAAAAGGAUUGCUUUGCUCAAUACAGGAUUGUUUGGGGGAUUUUUAAUAAGAGACAACAGAUUUCAACAUUUGGAAAAGCAGCAUAUUGCAUAGCUAAUUUUUUCCUCUAUUUUUUUAAUACGAAAUGACUGCGCAAGUCGCCACAACUGCGUAAACGAGAACAUUUUAAUGACAUUUAUCAUUAAUUUGCGGUUGGGACAUUUUCACAUUUGUUGUACUUUGACUUACACUGCAUUUGGAUUCCGUGAAGUUUCAAGUUAAUAAACGACGUGCCUGGACGAUUAAAAAAAAAAAAAAAACCUUUUUCAAGCUGUGUUGAAAUGUUAUAAUCACCGAACGAUCAACCUGGAGUUAAGAAAUCAAACAAGAGAAGACUUCUCGAAAGAGUAAAAAACUAAAAUACUAAUAAUCUUUGGAUUACAAAUUGCAAUACAUGGGAGCACACAUUCCUCUGGGACCCGAGGGAUGAACAAUAUUUUAGAAGAGGAAAACGAGAGGCAAAACUCUCUGAACUCAGUGCGAUUCUAGGCGUUAAUGGCACGGGAACAGCACAUAACAGCAGGUGAUCCUCAAGUGCUUUCCUGGCUCCUUGGGUUAACGACACUGACAUGACCACUGCUUGCGUGUCAGGAACAACCCCAGGACAAGAAUGACUCCCUGCCAAGCCUUCUAGUACUGCAAAACUGUCACCAUGAGGAGCCUAUAUGGACAGUAUUACAACUUGUCCGUCAUCGAGGAGCAUUACAGAUACACAAAGAAUGUCUCCAAGGCUGGCGUCAUGGCCAGCACCAAGGACGGCCUCCCCACGGUGUCCAUCUUGUUCGUACUGGUGUGCUGCGUCAUCAUUUUGGAAAACCUGCUGGUCCUGAUCGCGGUCUUUCAGAACAAGAAGUUCCAUUCCGCCAUGUACUUCUUCAUCGGCAACUUGGCGUUUUCAGACCUUCUGGCCGGAUCGGCCUACAUUGCAAACAUCUUGUGGUCCGGACGCAGAACCUUUGAACUCUUCCCUGUCCAGUGGUUUAUAAGGGAAGGUACAGCUUUUAUAGCCUUGGCAGCGUCUGUUUUCAGUCUGCUGGCCAUCGCCAUUGAGCGCUACAUCGCCAUCACCAAGGUCAAGGUCUAUGGAAGCAACAAGAGCUGUCGGAUGUUCUUCCUGAUCGGCGCUUGUUGGAUAACUUCCAUAGUUCUCGGCGGCUUACCAAUAAUGGGGUGGAACUGCAUGAACAACCUUCCGCUGUGUUCGGCUGUCCUGCCUCUGUUCUCCAAGAUGUACAUCUUGUUUGUGGUCACCAUCUUCUCCAUCAUCCUCCUGUCGAUUGUGAUCCUCUACGUGCGCAUCUACCUGAUUGUCAAGUCCAGCCGCCGGGAGGCCGCCGCGUCGCCGGCUUACGCCUUGCUGAAGACGGUCACCAUCGUUCUCGGGGUCUUCAUCGCCUGCUGGCUGCCCAGUUUCGUCAUGCUCAUCCUGGACGUCUCCUGCCCGGCCCAGGGUUGCCCGAUACUCUACAAGGCACAUUAUACCUUCGGGUUUGCGACCCUCAACUCUCUCCUCAACCCAAUCAUUUACACGCUGAGGAGCAAGGACAUGCGCAAGGAGUUCUUGAGGGUCCUCUGCUGCUGGUGGAUCUUGAAAAACGUACGCUCCAAGGACCGCUGCAUGAUUCCUCUUAAGAGCUCCAGCUCUUUAGAACACUGCACCCACAAACACGAACACCAGACCCCCAUCAUGCAGGACUGUACAACGUGCGUAUAAGCUUUAGUGUUAAGUCUACAUCCCGAGUUUUUGUUGGGGGAUGGGUGUUAUAUAUACAGGGCGAUCAAAUAUCAAAGACUGUCAGGUUAUAAGGAGAAGAGUUGUGCUUGUCAAACAAACAGCCCACUAAGAUCAAGUUGCAUGGAGACAAUUCUAACCCAAGAGGUGAAAUUCAGAAAAGAUUCAGUCCAGUCAUGCUGCGCCGAGCUGCUCAGAGAUAUUAGGAAUGCAUUCACCAAAAGGUACAUCAGAUUAGGUCCUGAGGUUCAUUUCCAUCAAUUUGAAUCUCACACAGGGAUGAGUUUUGAUACCAAAGUAACCGUCAUAGUGAGGUUCUGCUGUCGCUUUGAGUCUUGUGUGGGAUGUGUCUUGUGGGAUCAAUUGCAAGCGUCUGUGCCGUUGUGUUCAGUGCAGUAUAUCGUACAAAAUCUGGUGGAAGUAUAAGCGAACAAAAGCAGGACGAGGGAGGUUUUGUGUUAUGCUGGGUUUUUUUUGUUUUAAGAAAUUGUGAACAAAUCCAAUCUUGUUAUAGGUGGAAGACUGAGAGGACAGGAGACUGAAUCCUCAACCCUGGACUGGAGGGAGCACCCUUUCUCUUACAGGGUGAGGGAGGGAGCAGAUCAGUCUUUAUAAUUCAAACCUACCCUGGACUGGAGGAAGCACCCUUUCUCUUAGGGGGUGAGGGAGCAGUUCAGUCUCUGUGCCUCAAGCCUGCCCUGGACUGGAGGGAGCACCCUUUCUCUUAGGGGGGUGAGGGAGGGAGGGAGCAGUUCAGUCUCCAUGCCUCAAGCCUGCCCUGGACUGGAGGGAGCACCCUUUCUCUUAGGGGGGUGAGGGAGGGAGGGAGCAGUUCAGUCUCCAUGCCUCAAGCCUGCUCUGGACUGGAGGGACCUUGAAGUGUAGUCCCCAUGCUCAAGCAAUGGUUUGCAUCUUAGCCAUCCAAGAAAGUUGUCUAAUCCACUAAAAUGCAUUUCACUUAGGCCCCUGUAUAUGUAGAGAAUAUGGAAUUGACUUUAAAACCACUACUAACCAAGGCAAGAGCCUACAGCCAGGAGUGGAAAGGGUUAAUACAGACACAACAUUGCAACCCAUUGUUGUAGGUGGGAGGAGAUUGCUUUAGGCACAAACAGGCUAUAAAUAUAUUUGAACCUUGCUUCUAUUAUCAUGCUUGAAAAUAUAAACAUAAAAAUGUAGGAGAUUUUAAAAGGCAUAAAGCAGAUCAUAUAUAUAAAACACACUUAAUUAAAAAUACAAAACAUUAUCUUAAUAUGACAUACAUACGGCAAACCCUAAUUUUAAACAGUAUUUAUUAUUUUAAAACUAUAAUUUGGCUAAACGUUUUUUCUGAUUUGCAGGGUAAGACCCUGCUUAAUCAGGCUCAAUACAGAAAUCUACCCCCCUCAUCACUACGGUACUAGUAGGAGUAAAUGCCAAACCAGAAUGAGUGAAUCUGGGAAAGCCCACAACAAUUCACUGAUAUUUAGCGGCUGCAGUUCACAUAGUUUUAGUUGCUGCAGCAGAAUGAUGGUUUUGCAGGACUGCCCAAGUUCUGCUGCAACAAUGAAAUCUUGACCCUUUUUACUGCAGCCACAAAAUCUGUAGAUUUGUAGUUAAAAAAAAAAAAAAAAAAAGUGAUUUGAUCUGUUUCUCAGCAUAACCCCGUAUUUUGGUUUUUGGUUCGAUGGGAUGCUUUUUGCUGUACACACAGCAAGGUUAGAAAAAUAAUCUGGACUCACUCAUUCAAUGGGGGGUUUCCUGCUUCGCUGACAAACAGUCGCUGUGACCCCUUGUGUUUUAUAGUCAAGAACAAAAGAAAAUACACCUUGGGUCAGUUUUCGAUCUGACUAAAUAUCCACCCCUCUGUCCAUUCCAUGCACAACCACCCAGUGGAGUCAUAAGACAAACUAACAAUUAACUAAUUGAACAGACUGUAUGCUGCACGGUGGUCGUGAAUCUAGUGAAAAUACCAUUAUAACACAAUGUGAUAACAUUCUAUUAAUACCCACGGAUUAAACCAUUAUUGAGCACCGCUGACCAGUGGCUGUGGCUGGAAUGUUUUAGAGCAGCAAAAGAAAAGUAAUAUACAGAUUUAAAAGAAUUUAAAGUCUGACUAUAAGCGCUGCAUCGGAGCUGUUAUCUAUUUAAUCUUGGGCCGACGCACGCAUGUGUACAAAAACCGACACAGUCUGUGAAACUUAAAUAAUGAAAAAGCACAUUGAGCAAGGCAUCCUUCUGUCGCUGCUGGUUUAACCUACAGUCUUCAUAGGAGAGCAGCCUUAAAAGUGUCCGUUCUUCUAAAGAACAAAAUAAAAAACAAGGUUCCCAUUGCAAAGCAGUCUGAAGCAUUCCAGGUUUUACUCUGAUUGCAAAACCUGGACUGGAUCAAGCAGCAGUGCAACGGGAGUCUUGUUUCUAUCCUUGGGGAUGAUUCAUAUAUAUAUAUAUAUAUAUAUAUAUAUAUAUAUAUAUAUAUAUAUAUAUAUAUAUAGUAUAUAUAGCAAGUAUUGCAUGUAAUGUGUUCAAUGUGUCUCCUGCCUACUCUCUAUGUUAACAGAAAUAUGUUUUUCAAUCCAUUGCCACUAUUGAGGAUAUAUAUAUAUAUAUAUAUAUAUAUAUAUAUAUAUAUAUAUAUAUAUAUAUAUAUAUAUAUAGCUAGAGUUGGAGGCAGAUUCAAUUGAAAAGAUACAGAGGAACUUGUACAGGCUGGACACACAUGUCACGUGAAGCAGUAUGAAGAGUUAGUACGUGGUACAGAAAGACAAGCCGUUUUCAUUUUAUAAUGUACCGUACUGUGGAAACCAAUACGCCGAUGGUGCAAGGCUUUUUCUGAGCUGGAGUUUAUGCUGUGUUGGGAUGCUAUUGUAAUCCCAGUGUAUUACCCUGGAGAUAGAUCCAUCAGCAGACCAUCACCAGCCAUGGCGAUGCAUACUGAACAAACGCUGCACCGUGGUCCUGAGACCUUUAGCAUAUUACCAAUGCAUCACACCAUCUUCUUGUCAUGUGACAGACAUGUAUGCAUUGCACUGCAGUCUGAAGUUGCAUGCUGCAUGCAUACUGUAGCACAGAAGAUCCACGCUGCAUGCCGUAUUGUUCCAUAACACUGUGUGUGCGUGUUCAGCCUUAAUUAGGUCUAAUGACUCACUUAAACAGAAUCAUUCACUGUUGCUACUUGUGUUUAGGGUGUGCCCUUGUGUAAGUGCCGUAGGGCUGUGGGAAAAAAGAAAGUUGCUCUGUAUUUUUGUACUGAAUCCGACUCUUGUCUAGAAUGUUUAAUGUGAAAGUGUGACGUCACAGCACAGUAUUAUUGUUGUUCGAUGAGAAGUUUUUAAUGUGUAGAAAAAUCGUAAUUUUUUAAAGCACUUCCAAAAAAAAAAAAAAAAUUAAUAGAAAAAAGAAAUUUGAAGAUAUAUUGAAGUCAUACCCAGACUGUUUGUUGGCGUUUUUGUUUUUGUUUAAAAAGGACGCAAUCUGCUAAUGUGAUUUCAAAGGCGACAUCGUUCAAGCGGUUUGUAAAUUUCAGUUCAAUGCAUGUUAAAACUACGAUUGCAAUGGCAUUACUGUGAUAUGUUGCAGUUACAGUGCUAGCUAGUGCAGAUUAACUGACAGUCACGCAUCUGUAUUGCCAUUGGUUCCAAUUGACUUCUCUUUUGAUUCAGUUAUUUUCAUCAGGGGCAGCAGAAACAAGAUUUGAUCUAUUCCAAUCUAAUCUGGACAGAAAAUAUGUUCUAUCUGUUUUGAAUGUGAUAAAUUAGAAAUGGUUAGUAAUACCUGAUUGCAUCCUAGGAUGUCCCCAAAGGAUACGUUAAGCAGUAAAAAAAAAAAACAUGAAA